This is a messenger RNA of Solanum stenotomum, 537 nucleotides long. RefSeq names its product protein IQ-DOMAIN 14-like. Bases 1 to 537 code for a protein of 178 amino acids. NCBI's taxonomy places the organism in Eukaryota, Viridiplantae, Streptophyta, Magnoliopsida, Solanales, Solanaceae. The transcript has a single exon. The record is from RefSeq and is a predicted model, not a curated record.
AUGCUUGAACCGAGGAUAUCUAACCCGAGAACGUCUAACCUAAGAACGCCUGACUUGAGGAUAGUUGACCCAAGAACGCCUAACCCGAGAAUGCCUGACCCGAGAAUGCCUAACCUGAGAACGCUUGACCUGAGGAUGCUUGACCCAAGAACGCCUGACCCGAGGAUGCCUGACCCGAGAACGCCUAACCUGAGAACGCUUGACCUGAGGAUGCUUGACCCGAGAACGCCUGACCCGAGGAUGUCUGACCCUAGAACACCUAACAUGAGAACGCCUAACCUGAGAAUGCCUGACCUAAGGAUGUUUGACCCGAGGAUGCCUGACCCGAGAACGCCUAACCUGAGAACGCUUGACCUUAGGAUGCUUGACCCGAGAAUGCUUGACCCGAGGGUGCCUGACCCAAGGAUGCCUGACCCGAGAAUGCCUGACCCGAGAACGCAUAACCCGAGAACGCAUAACCCAAGAACGCUUGACCCGAGAACGCCUAACCCGAGAACGCCUAACCCGAGAACGCCUGACCGAGAACGCCUGACCUAA